Messenger RNA from Acyrthosiphon pisum (pea aphid), 1126 nucleotides. RefSeq names its product CG14661-like. Gene Ontology annotation, biological process: multicellular organismal reproductive process. Lineage: Eukaryota; Metazoa; Arthropoda; Insecta; Hemiptera; Aphididae. The record is from RefSeq and is marked predicted.
UAUAUAACGCUGGCAAGUGAGACCGGCCGGUCAUUGAUAUUAUAUUAAACGACCGCGCUGCAACGACGAAAGGAUAAUACCUAUUUAUAUUAUCCACGUUGCGAGGUGAUAUCGCAGGGCAGCACCGGACACGCAAAGGAGCGGCACACAUGACCAUCGGUGUUAUCGAUUUCAUCGUAAGACGUUUUAGAAAACUUAAUAAUGGGAGGACAAAUGUUCCUGUUAAUAGCCAGCAUAGUGCUAAUCACCCAACAAACUCAACACACAACAGCAAAAAGGUUACCCAACUUCGUGCACGUGUGUAAAAGAAGUGAUCCUCAGAUAGAAAAAUGUUUGCUGCAAACUAUCGAAUCCCUGAGACCCGAGUUACCUAAUGGGAUACCCAAAAUGCAAAUCCCGGCUUUGGAACCAAUGGUCAUACCCAUGUUGGUAAUAAAUAGAAAUGAGGAUGCUCUUAAAGUUAAAGCUACUAUUAAAGAUGUACAAGCAUGGGGUGGAUCUAAAUUUGUGAUCAACAAUCUCAAGAUAAAUUUUGAAAAGUUAAGUGGCGAAGGAACUGUUCUUCUACCGAAUCUAUUCGUUAACUGUACGUACGACAUUGAUGGUCGUCUAAUGGUUGUUCCACUCCAAGGUCAAGGAAUAUUUAGAGGGAACAUAACUAACACAAAAGCUGAUGUCAAAGCGAGUGUUGAAGUAUUAAAAGACAAAAAAAAUCGUGAAUACUUCCAAGUAAAGGAUAUUCGAAUCAAACUCAAAGUUGGAGAUGCUAAUGGAAAAAUAAUACCACAAAAUAUCAACAAAAAUAACGAUGUCUUAACGGAAACUGCAUCAACGUUUUACCACCAAAACCGUCGAGUUGUUUUGAAUAUCAUUACUCCAAUUGCAGAAGAGAUUGCUGUCGAAUUUGCACUACAAAUUGCCAAUACUAUAUUGAAAACUAUACUUUACGAUGAAAUUCUACCCAAAGAACUGCCUUGAUAAACUACAUGUAUUUUUUAACGUUUAUUUUUUAGAUUUAAUAUUUUUCGUAAUUUAUGUUAAAACAAUCAAUUAUUAAUGAUUUUCAUAUAUUUCAGUGUACCAUACUCAUAAAUCAUCUAUCAUUAAAUACACAAUCUAUGAUCAC